Molecule: messenger RNA, 429 nt
Organism: Ostertagia ostertagi
Lineage: Eukaryota; Metazoa; Nematoda; Chromadorea; Rhabditida; Trichostrongylidae
Source: the annotation of a GenBank genome assembly
AUGGCGGAGCUCUUAUCCACUCAUUCCGCAACUGCAGUCAACUCAGGGCCAACGAUAACCCUCUCAAAUGGCCACAAAAUGCCACAAGUUGGACUUGGGACAUGGCAGUCCUCUCCCGCUGAAGUCAAAGCUGCAGUAAAAGCUGCUAUCGCGGCUGGCUAUCGUCUGAUCGACACUGCUGCAGUCUAUGAAAACGAAGACGCUGUUGGUGAGGCAGUAAAUGAGAUGAUCGACGAAGGCAAAGUCUCUCGUCCUGAUCUUUUCAUCACCUACAAAGGUAAAGAUUCUCGCAACCAGAUAGUAUGGAUCACCCAUGAGCAUCCGGACGACACCGAAGGAGCAAUUCGCGAAUCUCUUCGGAAACUCAAUAUGAACUACGUCGAUCUUUACCUGUCUCAUAUGCCAACUUGCUUCAAUGUGAGUGUCUAA